AUGCUCAAACGAAAACCCCAAGCCCUCCAGGUCCCAGUACCAAACUUCCCAUUCUCAUCGCCGAUCAGCGAAGAGAUCUCAAGUCCCUCAUGCUCCUCGGAAGACCAGGAUGAACGAGAUCGACCCUUUACACUUCUAUCAAAAGCAGCACGACAAAGGCUCGAGGCGAAGGCCGCCAAAGAUGGGAAUCGCUCGCCCAUUUCCCCCCGCGAAACCUCUAGACUAAAUAUCCGCGUCACGAAGAAACGUAAAAGCGUCGGGAAACCGGUCGGCUUGAACCUCGUUACGGAUUUCACCUUAGCGCCGGCGCCGAGGAAACAGUCAAUUCCCGCAGAACCAAACGCGGCUGCGCCGUUCGUCGAUCUGAAUGACCUGAUGCUUCUUUCGAAAGUGCGAGAGAAGGAACGCACUGCUCAAAAAUCAAAGGAUACAUUCAGGAAGAGGGUUUCACGGGGCUUUCAGCGGUUACCCGAGACAGUGCAGAGUCAGCAUCACCAUCAGAAUGGAACUGCAGCCUCUUUCCUUACCACCAGAGAUGAAGACCCAUUCCAUGACAAACACGGAGAUGUUAUCUCGCCCUCGGACCGCCACGUCAUGAUCGGACUGACUGUGCCUCGCAGCGAGUCAGUAGAAAGAUCACAAGAGCUCGAUAGUGCAGGAACACCGCUCACACCAUCGAUUGUCGUCACCCCAGCAAGAGGCGACGCACCAUGGAACGCACACUCAAACUCGAGUACGGAGAUGCUCCGACCAAGGGCAACAUCAAGCAUCUAUUCGCAGCCAACACCCCGUCUUUGGCAAUAUGAAACAGAUAUUCCUCCCGUGCCAGCCAUUCCUGCAGAGCACUCAGCUGCUGCCAAAACUCCCGCCCAAGAGACUGGAUACCAGAACACACUAGGCGUAGAAAGGAAAGCGCGCGCCCUCUCAACAGCUUCAAUCUGGGAAGACGACAGUCCACCCCGGACACCAGAAACCGUACGCCAAGCCUCAAAGAUCCAGCAACCGGGCCGUCUUAGCGUCAAUACCCAAGCAGACGCCAACAGACCAGAGUCACAAGGCUGGUGGACAUAUCUCCUCUCCCCACUGCUAAGCCGAUCCAUAAAAUCCCCCCUCAGUCCAUCCUUUCCGCAAGAAUCACCCUCCACCCCGUCGACAACAACAACCACAGCCCGUCCCCAGCCAAAAGAAUGGAUACCACGCGAGAAAGAAAUCUCCUGCUUCUCGCCCGAUACACCAGAAACAGCAGCCCCAAUGGGUGAGAAAGCAUUCGAGAUAUCCCGAUCCUUCGAACAAGAACAAUACCAGCAAGACCAAUACCAAGCCCCCGAACGCCAUCAAUCUCCACCACCUGCUUACGUCUCCAACGUCUCAAGUAGACAAAACACCAUGUCCUUUAUGUUCAGCAAUAGCCAGACAAUUCAGGGCGAAGCAGCUGAGUACUACCAAGCCUGUGCGCACGAACUAUUCAGUAAGACGCCGUAUUUUGAGUGUGUCAAUCACGUCUGCUCGAUAACGCCUGUUAAUCCCGUUGCCGUGCCAGCUGGAGCUACGAAUACGGCUGUAGAGAGUGGCCGAGGACUUGCGCUUGUUGCGGUUGAGGAACCUGGAGUAUCUGGCCUCGAAGAGACGCGUGAAAAUGAUAUCCAGGAUUCGGUUCCGUCGACGACGUCGACUAAGAAUGCUGGUCUGCUUAUUGAUAUUGACUCGCCUCGUCCGGAGACAACGAAGUCAAUUCCAUCUGGGUAUGCUGUUCGCGCGAAGGAGGUGCAGGUCUUGUCACCCUCGUCGGAGUUUAGUUCUCAUACGUGGGAUUCUUCUGUUGUUGAUGAGGAUGAGAAGGAGAAGGGUUCAGUGGCCCAUGGUACUAGGGGUGGAGUUUCGGAAGCUCGGUCUCAGCGUGUUGCUUCCCCUCCCAUUCCUGUUCCUGUUCCAGUUGUUGCGCCCCCUGUGGAGGCGGUUGAUAGACAGGUUUGGGAGCCAGCUCCGCCUGCGCCAGCUCCUAUUGCUAUGCCCGAACCAGCCCCUGCUCCUGCUCCCGCUCAUAUUCCUAUGCCUGAGCCAACUCCCGCUCUUGCUCCACAGAUAACCACUAAUAUCGCGCCCCCUGUUACUAAUUUCCAUUACACUGUUCCUCCGCCGCAGCCUCAGGUACAGCCUCUGCAGCCGACAGUGCAAUAUGUGCCAGUCUUCGCUCCUCAGGCUGCACCGCCAAUGGAGCCGCUACUGCAGCAGCCUCAACCGCAGGAACAGUCCCGAGAAAUCUCCCCGCCGAUGCUCCAACCAGCUCCUCAAGUAGCAACGCCAAGAUCGGAAUGGCCAUGGGGAGUACGAGAACAGCCGCAUGAGCAACCCCAGGUCCAACAACCAGCUACCCAAGAACAUGUUUCUGGGUUUGAAUGGGCGUAUUCUCCACAAGGACAGCCUCAAGGACAGCAACGAGGGCAACUGCAAGAACUUCCUGUGACACAAGCUUCCCCACAGCAACCGCAGGUGGCAUAUGGACAGGCUCCUCCCCAGACACGGCAGGCAACUCUUGGUCAUGCAACCCAGCCUCAAGGACCGCUUGUUAUCCAGGGACGGCAAUCUGGUUCUGGGUGGCCGUUUGGUCUAACCGCACACCCUCACUCGAAUGCACCCCCUGUGCCCCCACUGCCACAAACCCAGCCCACUGGAUCGGAGGCUCAGUCUCAGCAAGAGCAAUCCCAACAGUCCGUGCCUCAGGAUCGGCAGCCUGGAUCUGAAGAACCGCAAGCGGCACGGGGAUUGUCUCAAGAGACUGAGCUAUCGCCUCCCCAGGGACAUUUACAACCUUCUGAGCCUAUCUCUCCCGGUUUCCAGCGCGCUGCUGGCGGACCUGGCUCGAUCCCAAUGUCUGAUAUGCAGGCACCGGCUCCUGCGUACUCGCAACAUCCUCGAGAUCCUGCUCUGCCGCCUCGAUAUGAUACUCAGCCACGUUACGACAAUGAUCCCACAGCUGGAGUUACCAGUGUCAACCCAAGUGGGGCGAUAGGACCUCAAGAGGCCCGACGCCGCCGGCUGGAAAAAGAAGAAGCCACUGGCCGAAGGGUUUGCAAUCUUUGGCGUGGCCGUGGUCUUUUCAGCAAGAAGAGUGGACGACCAGGACGCGAGGGUCGUACUCGACGGAGAUGGUAUUUCAUUAUCUGCAUUUUCUUCUUGAUCAUCGUGAUCCUCGCCACUAUUCUCGCGAUCACUCUGACAAGAAAAGGAAACGACACCCCCGUUCAAUCGCAAUGGCUGAAUCUCACAGGCUAUCCGCCUAUGCCUACUGGAAUUGCAACGAUCGCUGGGACGGAGGCGCAGCUUGAAAAAUCGACUUGCAUUACUCCUUCUUCAAUGUGGAGUUGUGCUUUGCCCAAGGACCAGCAGGAUGCCAAUGAGCCGUACAAUGCGAACCAGCCCAAUUUCCGUGUUUCCAUCAACUUCCGCAAUGGCACGUACGAGAACAGCACUACUGUUGGCUCAAAGCUACGUAUCAGGAGCGAUGACCUUUUUAACCCAUCGCCCGCAGCCCCAACAGACGCAGAGGAGAGCUUCCUCGGCCAAUACACAGACAAUAACACUGCACCCUACGCCGGCGAAGAAACACCCUUCUACAUGUCCCUCCUCUCACCAGUCUCCCUCUCCUCGGCAAACAUCUACCGCCGUUCAGAGACAUCCAACGGCACCGCAUACCCCAACAUAUCAUCCAUAAUCCCCGCGCCAGAAGAAAACGCAGAUGGAACCCCAUCUGCAGCAAUGCUCUACCCCCUCCCCUCAUCCCAACCAAUCCGCCUAUACAACCGCGGCCUCGCAACCGAGCACUACGGCUUCUACAGCUACUUCGACAAAUCCAUCUUCCUAACCUCCCAAACCAAAUCUUCCUCUGCGGACACAAACGGCGGAACCUCAAAAUCCAACGCAAAAUACCGCUGCACAUGGUCCCAAACCCGCCUUCUAGUUCAAAUCUGGACGCAAUCCGAAAAAAUAAACCGCCAGCUCCUCCCAAAAUCAAACGACACAGCAACAAGCACCACAACCUCCUCAUCUGCAACACCAACAUCAACAAACUCACCUACAUCUUCAUCCUCCGCAACAGACUUCUCCCGCCCAGGCUCAUUCCCAUACCCGGUAACAAUAACAGUGGACCGCCACGGCGGCGCCGAGAAAAAGAAAAUGGUCUACUGUUACCCGAUCGAAGAUGACGGUCAUUAUAAUAUCACGGCUGUGCAGCUGCAGCUUGAGGACCGCGCUGUCGGGGGUGAGCUUGUUAAUCCUGCUGUUGGACUCUUUAAGGGGCUUGGUGAGACGAAGAAUUCUACGAUUGAGAAUGCUGGAGGUGUUGAUGGUGGUUCUGGGGGAUGUGAGUGUCAGUGGGUUAAUUGGAUUUCGAGUGUUUAG
Molecule: messenger RNA, 4398 nt
Organism: Penicillium expansum
Lineage: Eukaryota; Fungi; Ascomycota; Eurotiomycetes; Eurotiales; Aspergillaceae
Exons: 1
Coding region: 1-4398 (1465 amino acids)
Source: RefSeq, a predicted model, not a curated record